AUGGCCCAGAAAUUCACACGCGAUGAAGUUCUUCAUAACAACACCGAAGAGUCUUUAUGGUGUGUCAUUGACUCUUGGGUAUAUGAUCUGACGGAGUUUCUGGACGCUCACCCCGGCGGCCGAGCUGUUCUUCUGCAAGUGGGUGGGAAGGAAGCCACAGACGACUUUUACAACCUUCAUCGACAGGCUGUCUUGGAUAGAUACAGCCACCUGCGCAUAGGUUCCAUUGCAGAUGAGAAACCUCGUGUCCUUCGCCAGCAACCAGGGGAUUUGAGCCCUGUCCCGUAUGCGGAACCGGCGUGGCUGGCUCCACAAUUCCGGAGUCCCUACUAUAACGAAUCUCAUCGACGACUACAGAAAGCGAUGCGUCAUUUCACGGAUACUUAUGUUCGUCCGGAAGCACAGGAGAAAGAAGCAUCGGGACACAAAAUAAGUCAGGAACUUAUACAGCGGAUGGCGUCCGCCAACAUUUUAGCCAUGCGAGUUGGGCCUGGGGAUCACCUGAACAACCGAAGCAUCUUAAACGGGGUGCUUGACGGCAAAGACUUUGAUCCUUUCCAUGAUCUCAUUGUCAACCAAGAACUAGUUCGCGCGGCUGCGCGAGGUUUUUGGGACGGCAACAUGGUAGGCAUGACCAUUUCCUUAACAGCGGUUAUGCACCACUCCAACAAUGCUUCUUUCAGGGACAAGAUUGUUGAAAGUUGUCUCAAUGGCCAAAAGACGAUUUGCCUCGCCGUGUCGGAACCGUUCGCUGGAAGUGAUGUCGCGAACCUCAGAACUGUGGCUGAGAAGACCGCUGACGGGAAACACUACAUCGUUAAUGGCACCAAGAAAUGGAUCACUAACGGAACUUGGUGUGACUACUUUGUCACAGCCGUCAGAACGAGUACUGGUCUUUCGGUCUUGCUUAUCGAACGAGGCGAGGGCGUGGAGACGAAACCUAUCAAAACGGCCUAUUCGGCAGCGGCUGGGACGGCACUAGUAACAUUCGACGAUGUCAAGGUCCCUGUUGAGAACCUUCUAGGUGAAGACGGACGAGGAAUUUAUGUGGUGCUGAGCAACUUCAAUCACGAACGGUGGAUGGUCUCGAGUGCCAGCAUUCGGAUGUCGAGACUUGUUGUCGAGGAAUGCCUCAAAUGGAGUCAUCAGAGAGCAAUUUUCGGAAAGAGGUUGAUAGAUCAACCUGUCAUCAGAGAAAAGCUUGCGAGAAUGAUGGCGCUUGUGGAAGCAACGCAAGCUUGGCUAGAGCACAUCACUUACCAGUUGUCUCAGAAGUCUUAUCAAGACCAGUCUACUGAUCUUGCCGGACCAAUUGGUCUCUUGAAGAUGUAUUCGUCACGCUGCGCGCGAGAGAUUGCCGAACUGGCGGUCCAGAUCUUCGGGGGCAGAGCUCUGACCCAGGGGGGAAUGGGCAAUAUCAUUGAAAUGGCCCACCGUACUUCUGGGUUUGAUUCCAUUCUAGGUGGAUCGGAAGAUAUAAUCGGUGACAUGGCAGUUCGCCAGGCAUCGAAGGUGUUUCCGAAAUCAAUGUUAUGA
Molecule: messenger RNA, 1536 nt
Organism: Ilyonectria robusta
Lineage: Eukaryota; Fungi; Ascomycota; Sordariomycetes; Hypocreales; Nectriaceae
Product: acyl-CoA dehydrogenase/oxidase
Exons: 4
Coding region: 1-1536 (511 amino acids)
Molecular function (GO): oxidoreductase activity, acting on the CH-CH group of donors; flavin adenine dinucleotide binding; heme binding
Source: RefSeq, a predicted model, not a curated record